Morone saxatilis (striped sea-bass) is the source of this 7227-nucleotide messenger RNA. RefSeq names its product zinc finger, SWIM-type containing 5 (gene zswim5). The record is from RefSeq and is a predicted model, not a curated record. Lineage: Eukaryota; Metazoa; Chordata; Actinopteri; Moronidae. The transcript is spliced from 14 exons. Bases 38 to 2764 code for a protein of 908 amino acids. Gene Ontology annotation, cellular component: Cul2-RING ubiquitin ligase complex.
AAAGCUGCGGUUGCCCAUCUCAGAGACGUUGUUCCAGAUGAACAGAGAUCAGCUGCAGAAGCUGGUCCAGUAUCUGAUCACAGCCCACCACACUGAGGUGCUGCCCACUGCUCAGAAACUGGCCGACGAGAUCCUCUCCUCCAACUCUGAGAUCAACCAGGUCCAUGGUGCUCCGGACCCGACUGCAGGCGCCAGCAUUGACGAUGACAACUGCUGGCAUCUGGACGAGGAUCAAGUGAGGGAGCAGGUCAAACAGUUUCUGUCACAGGGAGGAUACUAUGGCUCUGGGAAGCAACUCAACUCCAUGUUCGCUAAGGUGAGGGAGAUGCUACGAAUGCGAGACUCCAACGGCGCCCGAAUGCUGACGCUCAUAACGGAACAGUUUAUGGCAGACCCCCGGCUGUCGCUAUGGAGACAGCAGGGCACGGGCAUGACGGACAAGUGUCGGCAGCUCUGGGAUGAGCUAGGUGCAUUGUGGGUGUGCGUGGUGCUAAACCCCCACUGUAAAAGCGAGGAGAAGAGCAGCUGGCUGAAGCAGCUGAAGAAAUGGGGCGACAUGGAUGUCUGCCCGCUGGAGGACGGCAACUACGGCAGUGAGCUUCCAAACAUCACCAACGCUCUGCCGCAGAGCAACCUGGCACAGGACUCUCUGUCCAGACCGAGGAGGACGGUGUUCAGUCGGGCAGUUGAGGCCUGCGACCUCCACUGGCAGGACAGCCACCUCCAGAGGAUCAUCAGCAGCGACCACUACAUGUCUCCAUCCUACCAGAGAGAGGGGGAGAGCCUGCUGUUCAACCCACAGGGCCUACCACUCUGGCUAGACCACGUCCCGACAGCAUGCGCUCGCGUCGACGCCCUGCGUUCCCACGGUUACUCCAGGGAAGCCCUGCGAUUGGCCGUCGCCAUCAUCAACACGCUCCGCCUCCAACAGCAGAGACAAAUGGACAUCUACAAACACCAAAAGAAAGAGCUUCUCCAGAGGGGUGUGACUUCCACCACCAACCUGGAAGGCUGGGUGGGUCAUCCCUUAGACCCGAUUGGCUGUCUGUUCACCACACUUACUGAAACCUGCCGUGUGGACGACGACAACACCAUGGACACCGGAGAAGGUGACCCCAGGCCUCCGGUCUACCACCAUGUACCAGUUUGGGGCAGUCCUGAUGGAGGGGAGUCAUACCUGACUUUGGCCUUAGAGGUGGCUCUGAUGGGUAUGGGCCAGCAGAGGAUAAUGCCAGAGGGCCUGUAUGCUCAGGAUAAGGUGUGUCGUAAUGAGGAGCAGAUAGUUGUAAAACUUCAAGAACUGGAGCUGGAUGAUCUCCUGGUUCAGACUCUUCGGAAACAGGCCAUACAGCUACUAGAAGCUGGUCCGUUCAGUGGUCUAGGUGAGGUCAUCCACAGGGAGAGUGUUCCCAUGCACACCUUUGCCAAGUACCUCUUCUCUGCCUUGCUGCCACAUGACGCAGACCUGGCGUAUAAGUUGGCUCUCCGCGCCAUGAGGCUGCCAGUGCUGGAGUCCUCAGCAGGCUCCGGGGACGUGGGCCACCCUCAUCACGGCAUCUCCAUAGUUCCGAGUAGAUACCCGCGCUGGUUCACACUGGGACACCUGGAGUCCCAGCAGUGUGAGCUGGCCUCCACCAUGCUCACUGCUGCUAAAGGUGACAUGUUGAGGUUGCGGACGGUGCUGGAGGCAAUCCAGAAAAACAUCCACUCCUCUUCCUUAAUCUUUAAACUGGCCCAGGACGCCUUUAAGAUAGCCACACCCGCGGACAACCCGCCUGAUAUAACCCUGCUCAACGUGGCACUGGAGCUAGGACUGCAGGUGAUGAGGAUGACUCUGUCCACACUGAACUGGAGAAGGAGAGAGAUGGUUCGCUGGCUGGUAACCUGUGCCACUGAAGUCGGUCUGCGGGCGUUGGUGAGCAUCUUACAGAGCUGGUACACUCUCUUCACACCGACCGAGGCCACCAGCAUCGUGGCGGCCACCGUCAUGUCCCACAACACCAUCCUGCGCCUCAGCCUCGACUACCCCCAGCGCGAGGAACUAGCCAGCUGCGCCAGGACCCUGGCCCUGCAGUGCGCCAUGAAGGACCCCCAGAACUGCGCUCUGUCAGCUCUGACACUCUGCGAGAAGGACCACAUCGCCUUCGAGACAGCCUACCAGAUUGUGAUUGACGCAGCGUCCACGGGUAUGACUUACUCCCAGCUGUUUACCAUCGCAAGGUACAUGGAACACAGAGGAUACCCGCUGCGGUCCUUUAAGUUGGCCUCCCUCGCCAUGACCCACCUUAACCUGGCUUACAACCAGGACACACACCCAGCUAUUAAUGACGUGCUCUGGGCGUGCGCGCUCAGCCACUCUCUGGGUAAAAAUGAGCUUGCAGCCAUUAUCCCCCUGGUGGUGAAGAGCGUGCAUUGUGCCACGGUACUGUCCGACAUCCUGCGGCGGUGCACCAUGACGGCGCCGGGUCUCGCCGGCAUUCCCGGGAGAAGGAACUCUGGGAAGCUGAUGUCAACGGACAAGGCGCCGCUGCGGCAGCUCCUGGACGCCACGAUUUCGGCGUACAUCAACACCACGCACUCUCGACUGACACACAUCAGUCCGCGGCACUACGGAGAGUUCAUAGAAUUCCUGAGCAAAGCGCGGGAGACUUUCCUGCUGGCACAGGACGGCCACAUUCAGUUCGCCCAGUUCAUAGACAACCUGAAACAGAUCUACAAGGGCAAGAAGAAACUGAUGAUGUUGGUCAGGGAGCGCUUCGGCUGACCUUACCCCCCUCACCCCUCACAGGGACCCUCUUCUUGGGAAGUAGUUAAACUUAUUUGUUUCUAUUUAAGGUUUUUUUGGAUUUCUUGUAUUUUUACUUCUUAUGUUGAGCCAUUUGUUGACUAAGUCUUAAGUUUUUGUCCUGUUUUGUUGUUUUGUUUCUUGAAUGUGAACCAGAAAGUGUUCGCAGUGCAUUGCUCUACUUCAUUGAGACUGCAAGAGGGGGAAACGGCUUAAAAUGUCAAAGAAACAACAGCAGAAACAAAGCAUUUUUCUCCUCCAACUAAUGUUAACUCUAGUAUGAAAAAGUCAAAAGAUUGUGAUGGGGAAAAAACAGAAAAGGAACUUUUGUUUUUCGGUGGCACAUGACGAUUCAAAAACCAAAAGCUUUUGUUGGAUGGGGUACUUACUUUGAGCCAGAAGACACUUUCAGCUGGGGUUAAGAAGAAGAAGAGGAAAUGGUUUUUCAAAGUGGAAGGAACAUUAAAGGAAUUAAAACCCACUGAGGUCAAAACACAUAGUGUUACUGUCAUACCUCGACUGUAUUAUUCAUCAGCUUUAAUCUCUCUAUCAGAAAUUGCCUCUUGUUUCAUUCAGGGCAUCUUAGAGUAGUGAGGGCAGAAUACAGAACUACACGUGUGGUCUCUCUGUAGAAUAAGUCAGUACCAACGGGUUUAUAAACUUGACUAAAGCCACUCUAGACUAGCUCCUACCCUAUACACCUGCUGGUCAGUGCUUUUCCUUAAGAUCUAUCUUUAGAGGAAGAACCAUGUUGCUUCACAGAGUGCAUGUUUUCCAAUCCACAAGCCUGAGAGUGACAUUGUUCAGGCUGAUCUAGCUAAGGUAGAGUAGUUGAGGCUCCACGUGCACAUAUAUACAGUAUAUCUCGUAUGUCCUCCUAUAAGCUUUUUACCAGUGACAAUACACAACUGUGAUGAACGGAGCGGUCACAGUAUUCCCAGAAAUACCACUGCACUGCUGUACAGCUAUUUGUGGCCAAAACCAUUUAAACCUAUAAGACUCCAGUGAUCACCCUUUCACUCACUAGAUCCACAUUUAGUCAAUAAGCAAUAUAAGUCAACUCUGCGCUUCAUUUUUAUCACCUGGUGGCAUUAAUUUCACCUUCUUGUAUUCUGUUAGGAAGCUUUGGAACCUACUGGGACCUUUUUGAUGUCAGUGACUGUUAGUUUCUAACUCUGCCUGUAGCCAAAGUCCCUUUUCCAUCUCAAGAACGCAGGAACUUUUAGUUUGUUUCUUUGUUUCCUAGGACCUUUUCACAUACCCAGAGCAUCACAACAUUUUAAGAGCAGAAAUCUGGUUUCUAACCCUAACCCCUAGUACUUAUUACCAAUUGCUGUGAGUUCUUUUAUAACAGCCAGAAUGACCUAAAAUGACAUUAGCAGCAAGAGGUAAUAAUUGCUUAACAUCUAAACAAUCUUGGACUGAUAAUAAGGUAGAAGCCCUACCUUGAAUAUCUUUUCAGAUCAAGAGAUUUAGUUAUUUCAGUUCAUUGCGUUUCUACCACUGAUAAUGUGUAAUGUGUCAUCAUCCAACUCUGCUGUUCCUCAGCUCUAUAAAAGCUUUAUAGGAUCUUUUAGCAAUUUUUUAUGAUUUCCCGCUCCUUAUCCUCAUUUCCACCCACAGCAGGUAGCUGUUGUCGGCUGCUGUGCACUGGCUGCCUAGCAACAAACAGCAGCCAAAGUUAGCAUCUAGCUGGACAUAGUGGAGCAUUUGGCUGCUACUAUGCUGCUAGUGACCAUGGACUUGGACUUGUUAGGUGGCCAAAAACACGGCCCCAAACGAAUGCUAAUGCACCAUCUCUGCUAGACGUGUACGCUAGCAACUGUUUGCUAACAUGUUAGCUGUAGCGACUUUGUAUGAUAAAGUCCUAGUUCCUAGCUCGUUCCACUAUCCAAAGUUUCCAAAAAAAUGACCAAUGAAUAAGUAAUGAGUAAUUGCUAUAAUCUAGUCCCCAUCAUGGCUAAAAGAAAAAUGACCAUGUUUCUAAAUCUAAAUCCUUCCAGUUCCUUGGUCUUGUGAAGGAAAAGGGUCUGUAGUUACUGGAGCGACCUACCUGUGAAUGCUACUGGUUGUGAUCGUUGUGGACUCUGAAGACGAGUUGUCUUUCUCAAAGGGUUGACACAGUGCAAACACAAAAAAUACUCUGUUUUAUGACUUGAUGACUUCAUCCUACAUAUUUGAGACCACAUGCCAUGGCACAGGAAGUAGUUUUUUCUUCUCUCCCCCUUGUCUUACCCAGUGGCAAAGUGUUGUUGUUAAUGGCAGUAUACAGUACAGCAAGAGCUUGAAUCUUUACUGGUUGGACUAAACGUCAUCGUACGAGCACUUCACACAAAUACCUCUUCAGUACGUUCCUGCCUGCUUCAGCAUUUAUUUAUUGAUUGUUUGGAAACUUUGUAUGACUGAGUAGGAAUCGCAGACACACAAACAGAACGCAGCAAAUGAGUCCGCCCGUCGAUGGCAGGACAGUUAAAGAAAAAGGGUUUUUGAAUGGAGGAACAUUUUCUUGUCUGCUUUUACAUUCCAUGAGAGCUACCUUCACCCACUACCCGGGUAGUCAGUCACAACUCUGGGCCUUUUUUGAUCCGAAGAAACGCAGAUAGAAGAAUGACGACAAAAAAAAGGAAAACUGAGCAAAAGAAAGAAAAGAGAGGCUAAACUCAGUUCUCAGGGACAUCACUUAAAGAAACAAAACAAAAAGUAGUAGCAUUAAGCAUUUAAGAUAUUGUAAAUAUUAAAGUGUCAAUUCAGAAAAUUGUAAAGUUAUAAUUAUUUAUGAUAAGUAUGUUAUGUGUUUGGUUUUUUUCCCCUUAUUUUUAUGUUUUUAUUUUGGCCGGGGUGUACUUGAACUGUUUUGGACGGGGAAUUUGACAGCGUUUUUUGUAAGAGCAAAGACUUCAAGGCAUUUCUCAGGUGCUCCUGUGUACAUUUCUUUCUGUUUGUUUUUGCUAUAAUAACUAUUAUUAUUUGUAUUUUUUUAAAUUUUUUGAUUUGCAAAGAAAAAAAAGAAUCUGUGUUCCAAAAGGAAGCAUGUCAUUCGGAGUCGAGGAGAAUGAGGAAGGCAUUCAUUUGUAAACAGAUACGUACUAAACCUGACUAUGCAGAACCACUUCGAUGGUCUUGUCACCUCUUAAAGACCCCCCCUCCCCUCCGAAAACUUAAGUGUGGAAGAGACACCGUGGCCUGAACCACUAUUAAAGAAGGGGAGGGGGGGCAAAGGCAAGGCCCAGCAUGCUUGUGUUUGGACAAUGCGCAGUAGCCAGCCUGCAUCCGCUGCAACAUUUAGAGGAGACAAAAAAAAAUGAAAAUGGUGGGAAAUGCCUUUCUGACCGAUCAAUGUACAAAGUUUAUUUUUUCUUUACUUCUUUGUUGGUUUUAUUUAAUCAGGACUCAAGCCUUUAGUGUCUUCUCAGAGGUGUCGAGUCGGGUGGUGGCACUGCAGUGAGACAGAACAAUACACAAAUGUCAGAGAGUCUGAAACAGCAACUGUAUGAACAAAAGAGACGGCCUGUGGAUGACCUUGUGUUCAUUCCUCGUUGGAACUUGUUUUGGACUUUUUUUUUUUAUUGCUUUCUCAACUCCCUCCAGCCUACAACGCUGGCUGAGUUCACCUCUUCUGUCUCAUUACCAUAGUUUCUUUUUCUAAUCUUCAGUUGCUCAUCACCUCACUCCCCCUCACACAGGGAGGAUUUUGGUUUCAAGCAAUGCAGCGAUGUGUCAGUGACCAGCUUUCAGCACAGCCACUUCCUCUACUGUCUUACCUUAAAGCGCUUGAGACACCAGUGCACUGCAGCGGCUUUGUGUCUGCACAAAGUCAACUCUCGACAAAAUCUGUAUUUCCAUCUGCUGUUGCUGCAGGUUUCUACAGAACGAGGAUAAAAAGAGGUUUAACUACUAUUUCUUGGCUGCUACAUUAGCAUGAUAGGUGAAAGCGGGGUGUUGUUUUACCACUUGCUUAAAAUGGAAGCUGCCUUUAUGUGAUGCAUUAACUGACAGCGUUACAACAAAGACGUUCCUCCCUCUAGCUUGUUUUUCAGUCCGUGUUAACUGUAUCAGCCAGUUUCCUGAGGUUUUCUUAUUUUCCCCCUUUCUUUCGUUCAAUAGGAGAGUACUAUUUGCUGGUAGAGAUCUAGUUCACCUACUGUUUCCCAGUUUGUUUUGUUUUGGAUUCUCUCUAACUCUAAGGGAAAAUUGAAAGUGUUUGUUGCCUCUUUGUGCUACUGAUUAUGAAAAGGUAUUUCCAGUAUUUGUUGCCACAGAAGUAUGAUAGCUUAUCAUCAACACUUGUUUUUUUGUUUUUUUAAUUUGUAAUUUUUUGUGCAACUUCUUGAGCUACUGUCUAUAAAGCGAGAAUUUAUUACUAUUUAUGUAACGCUACUACCAUUUUAUAUUGAUUUGUGUUGGAAUCUCAGUGCUUUUCUAUGAAUAAAGUGUGAAACACG